Molecule: messenger RNA, 2363 nt
Organism: Gavialis gangeticus (Gharial)
Lineage: Eukaryota; Metazoa; Chordata; Crocodylia; Gavialidae
Gene: NOX4
Product: NADPH oxidase 4
Exons: 18
Coding region: 414-2084 (556 amino acids)
Biological process (GO): superoxide anion generation; defense response
Cellular component (GO): plasma membrane; NADPH oxidase complex
Molecular function (GO): superoxide-generating NAD(P)H oxidase activity
Source: RefSeq, a predicted model, not a curated record
CAUUGAACAAUUAAAGGCUGUGCACUGGAGUGGCUCUUUUGUCUUCUCUUGUUUAAGUUAGGAAUGCAUGGGAGGUUAUUUGAGGACAAAACGACCCAUGACCUCAUGUUAUAUUUUGGAAUACUUGUAGCAAGGAAUGAAAUAGGGAAAAUUGGGAUGAAUGGGUUGGCAGAGGGACUGUGAUAAGAAGCAAGGCUUGCAGUGCUACGUAGGUAUAUUUAACAAAGUGUUUUUCUAAUAGUUUGUUGCUGGAUUUGCUAUUCCUUUAAGAAUCAAGAAUCCAAACCUCAUCUGCUGUCUUUUAUCUUAUGUCUAGAUUGUAAGAUCUUUGGGGCAAGACUAUCUUUUUGGUCUGUGCCUACCAUAACAGGCCUGGUCCAGGACUAGAGCUGCUUGCCUGGUUUGCCCUCAACAUGUGGCUCUUCUUGAGAACCUUCUUGCUGUAUUUCCAUGGGCCACAGUAUUACUACUUGCAUCGGAUGCUAGGGCUAGGAUUGUGUAUUAGCAGAGCUUCAGCAUCUGUUCUCAACCUCAACUGCAGCGUGAUCCUUUUACCAAUGUGCCGUAUUCUCCUGGCCUUUCUCCGUGGAUCUCAGAAGGUUGCCAGCAGGAAAAUGAGGCGACUGUUGGAUAAAAGCAAAACUUUCCAUGUGAUGUGUGGGGUUACUAUAUGCAUCUUUUCAGUUGUACAUGUUGCUGCUCACCUGGUGAAUGUCCUUAACUUCUCCCAGAACUAUACUGAAGAUUUUCUGUCACUAAAUGCAGCAAACUAUCGUGAUGAGGAUCCUCGGAAACUCCUUUUCACUACUGUUCCUGGGCUGACCGGGGUCCUUUUGGUGCUAGUUUUAUUCCUAAUGUUUACAGCUUCUACAUAUGCUAUCAGGACUUCAAACUAUGAUAUUUUUUGGUAUACCCACAACCUUUUCUUUGUCUUCUAUUUGCUGCUGAUAAUACAUGUUUCUGGAGGAGUGCUGAAGUACCAGAUUAACAUACAGCAACACCCUCCUGGAUGCUUUAACCCCAACAAAACACUCCAAGAGACUAUUCCAGAGCCAAAGGUUUUUGAAGAGUCUUUUCCUGAGUAUGCUACUCAGCCUUUCCCAGAAGGUUUAGCAGAGACAGACUCAUUCGUACAAACGAAGUUUGAGAGAAUUUGUACCGAGGAACCCAGGUUCCAGUCACACUUCCCAGAGACCUGGCUGUGGAUUUCUGGACCUUUGUGCUUGUAUUGUGCAGAAAGGCUCUAUCGCUACAUCCGAAGUAAUAAACCGGUCACGAUAACUUCUGUGAUAAGCCAUCCCUGUAAUGUCCUUGAAUUGCGAAUGAUGAAAAACAACUUUAAAGCAAGGCCAGGUCAGUACAUUAUUCUACAUUGUCCAAGAGUGUCAGCAUUAGAGAACCAUCCAUUUACUCUCACAAUGUGCCCUACAGAUACCAAAGCCACAUUUGGGGUCCAUAUUAAAAUAGUGGGAGACUGGACAGAAAGAUUUCGGGAUUUGCUGCUUCCACACUGGAGUCAGGACACAGAGAUUCUGCCCAUCUUUCAUCAAAGGCAUUACCCCAAGCUAUAUGUGGACGGUCCUUUUGGGAGCCCCUCAGAAGAAUCCUUGAAUUACGAGGUUAGCCUCUGUGUGGCUGGAGGCAUUGGAGUUACUCCAUUCGCAUCGGUACUCAACACACUGCUUGAUGACUGGAAAUGCUACAAGCUCAGAAGACUCUAUUUUAUUUGGGUGUGCAGGGACAUCCAGGCUUUUUGCUGGUUUGCCAACUUGCUCUGUGUGUUGCACAACAAGCUUUGGCAGGAAAACCGACCAGACUUCAUAAACAUCCAGCUGUACCUCAGUCAAACAGAUGGCAUACAGAAAAUAAUUGGUGAAAAAUAUCAAGCCCUGAAUUCAAGGCUUUUGACUGGACGACCUUGUUGGAAACUCCUUUUUGAUGAAAUAGCCAAGUGUAACAGACAGAAAACUGUUGGCGUUUUCUGUUGUGGACCAAAAGAAAUUUCCAAGACACUGCACAAACUGAGCAACAGGCACAACUCUUAUGGGACAAGGUUUGAAUAUAAUAAAGAAUCUUUCAGCUGAAAGUCUGUUGGAUUAACAGAACUCUAUAGAAGAAGCAAGUGCAAUUCUUUGUUUGUAAGACAUAAGUCAGCUGUGUAUUAAGCAGAUGCCAUGUACCAAAGUUUUCUUAUUUAUGAUUAUUUAAAAGGCUGAAGUAUGGUGGACGCAGCAAAAUACGAAGCCAAAUCAUGCCAAAUUUUUACGCUCAAAGCCAAAAAGGUUCAGAGAAUAUUUGUUGUUUUGCUGGUGGUGAUUCAUUUUGUAAUGCUUAACUUAAUAGUAAUAAAAAGGAGAACCCUG